Messenger RNA from Erigeron canadensis, 1966 nucleotides. Its product is annotated as putative UDP-rhamnose:rhamnosyltransferase 1. The transcript has 2 exons. Gene Ontology annotation, molecular function: UDP-glycosyltransferase activity. The coding region runs from base 257 to 1699 and encodes 480 amino acids. Lineage: Eukaryota; Viridiplantae; Streptophyta; Magnoliopsida; Asterales; Asteraceae. The record is from RefSeq and is a predicted model, not a curated record.
AGGAAGCUUCAACUUCUUUACAGAGAACCUUGAGGAUGUUACGUAUCCGUCGAUGUCUCCUCUGCAAAUUUAUCAUGGAUCAAUUUUAGGCAACAAUGGGUCAUGUGAAUGAAGGAGACAAUAGUCACAUGUACCAGAUGGAAAACUGUCUUUCUCUUUUUUAAAUAUGACAUAUCGCCGCUAUAGCUCUGGUCCCAAUAUCAAUUUCUUGGUCCCAGUAGAAUACACGUUAUUAAAUACAUGCAGAGGUUAGAAAAUGAGCUUGGAAGUGAGACACCAGAUUGCCAUGGACGAAAAUAAUAGCAGUGUGAAGCAGCUUGACAUCGCAAUGCUUCCAUGGCUGGCAUUUGGUCACUUGAUUCCAUUUCUUGAACUAGGAAAGCUUAUGGCCGCCAAAGGCCACAAAAUUUCCUUCAUAUCAACUCCUCGAAACGUUGAUCGUCUCCCUCAAAUCCCACAAACCUUAACUCCUUACAUAAAUUUCAUCAAAAUCAAUCUGCCAAAGGUCGAAAACCUUCCAGAGAACGCAGAAUCUACAAAGGACGUACCCUUUGAUGAUGUUAAGUACCUCAAAAUCGCUUGUGAUGGACUCCAAAAACCUGUCUCAGAUUUCCUUAAAACCACAUCUCCAGAUUGGAUCAUCUCUGAUUUCUGUACCUAUUGGUUAGGGCAAAUAGCAGUGAAACAUGGUGUCCGUAUUGGUUAUUUUAGUGUCUUUCCGGCUGUAACACUCGGUUUUAUGGGUUCCCCGGAGGUUUUAAUGUACGGAGACGAUGAGCAGCAGAAGAUGUUGGAAGACUUCAUUAAAAGGCCAAGGUGGGUUUCUUUCGAAUCCGAUGUUCGACCAAGCCUGUUUCAGCUUACUAGAAUGACAUCAUUAACUUAUAAUGUCAAAGAUGAUAAUGAGAAACACGUCGGAGAUAUGUAUCGCCUUGGAGCCACCAUCCAAGGCAGCGACGUGGUGCUUGUGAGAAGUAGUUUGGGUUUCGAGCCUGACUGGUUGAAUCUCCUAAACCAACUUUACAAGAAACCCGUGAUUCCAGUAGGGCUUUUACCGGCAAUAACUACUACAAAUAAUGACAACGAUACUAAUUGGCGGGAAGCGAGAGAGUGGUUGGAUAAGCGUGAGAAAGGGUCGGUUGUUUAUAUCGGUUUUGGUACCGAAACAAAACCAAGUCAAUAUGAGCUAACACAGCUGGCUUUAGGGUUAGAGCUUAGUGACUUACCUUUUUACUGGGUGUUAAUUGAUCAACGUGGGUCAUCUGAUGAUGAAGUGAUCAAGUUGCCACAUGGGUUUGAGGAUCGGACUCGUGAACGUGGUGUGGUGUGUACGAGUUGGGCACCACAGUUCAAGAUACUGAGUCAUGAAGCCGUGGGUGGUUUGUUGAUCCACUCGGGUUUGAGUUCGGUCGUGGAAGGGCUUCAACUAGGUAAACCACUUGUGUUGUUUCCAAUGUUGAUAGACCAAGGUUUGAUUGCAAGUUAUUUGGUGGAGAAGAAGAUUGCGUGUAUGAUUUAUAGGGAGGAGGUGGACGGGUCGUUUGAACCAGAAUCGGUGGCUGACUCGCUGAGUCUUGUGAUGGUUAAACAAGAGGGGAAAAUGUAUAGAGAGAAAGCUAAAGAGAUGAUGUCUUUGUUUAGUGACAGAGAGAUUCAAGACAAGUGUUUGGAUGAGCUUAUUCAUUUUCUGAUUAACUAAUUAAUUGUCUUGCUUCUUUGGAUAUCCACGUGGUACAAGAAAGCUGGGUUGCGUUGUAAGUCUUUCUGGGUGUCUAAAUCAAAAGGGGUUGGGAAGUGGUUAAUUGAUAUUUUAUUCUGUUUUUCGAUGUCAAACGUCAACCGUUCCAUUUUAUAUUGAAGUCUCCAAGCUAUAUAAAUAAUACCGUUUGUUUUGUAUCAUAAUAUGUAAUUUUGAUUGUUUUCAAAUAAAAAGUUAAAUUAUCGAAUAAAAAGUUAAAUUAUCGAA